Molecule: messenger RNA, 4567 nt
Organism: Phascolarctos cinereus (koala)
Lineage: Eukaryota; Metazoa; Chordata; Mammalia; Diprotodontia; Phascolarctidae
Gene: CALM1
Product: calmodulin 1
Cellular component (GO): myosin II complex
Molecular function (GO): calcium ion binding
Source: RefSeq, a predicted model, not a curated record
GAGAGAGUUGAGGCGCAGUAUCACACCUCCAGCGCUUGCAGUGGGAAGUGGUUUGCGGGAGGCGGCUCCGUUACUCGGGCGGCGGUGGCGGCUGUAGUAGUAGCAGCAGCAGCAGCCCAGCAGCAGCAGCAGCAGCAGCAAGAACAGCCACAACCUUGUUCGCACCCUCGGAGGCCGGAGCUGCAGCAGGGACGGUGGUUACAGCGUUAGUGCAGCAGGCUCCCCACCGAAGCGGCAUCAGCAGCCUCAUUCGUUCCUCCGUUCCUCUCUCCCCUCUCACGCACAAUGGCUGAUCAGCUGACUGAGGAGCAGAUCGCUGAAUUCAAGGAAGCUUUCUCCCUAUUUGACAAAGACGGCGAUGGCACCAUCACGACAAAAGAACUUGGAACUGUCAUGAGGUCAUUGGGUCAAAAUCCAACAGAAGCAGAAUUACAGGAUAUGAUCAAUGAGGUGGAUGCUGAUGGUAAUGGCACUAUUGACUUUCCUGAAUUUUUGACCAUGAUGGCUAGAAAAAUGAAAGAUACAGACAGUGAAGAAGAAAUCCGUGAGGCAUUCCGAGUCUUUGACAAGGAUGGCAAUGGUUACAUCAGUGCAGCAGAACUACGUCAUGUAAUGACAAACUUAGGAGAAAAACUAACAGAUGAAGAAGUAGAUGAAAUGAUCAGAGAAGCAGAUAUUGAUGGAGAUGGACAAGUCAACUAUGAAGAAUUCGUACAGAUGAUGACUGCAAAAUGAAGACCUCCUCUCACCUUUUUCCCCCCUCUAGAUGAAUCAAAUUGAAUCUUUUACUUACCUCUUGCAAAAAAAAAGUUCAUUUAUUCAUUCUGUUUCUGUAUAGCAAAACUGAAUGUCAAAAGUACCUUCUGUCCACAAAAAAAAAAAAUCUGCAUGUAUUGGUUGGUGGUCCUGUCCCCAAAAGAUCAAGUUACACAUCAAUUUUACAAUAUAAGUACUUGUACUACUACCUUAAAUGAUAAGGAAGCACUUAGUGGACUCUUCAAGUUCCAUUUGCUAAUGAUUAUUACACUGUUUGGGCUGGCCAGUUUUUCAUGCAUGCAGCUUGACAAUUGAGCACAGUCAGACAUUUGUAUUAAAAAAAAAAAGAAAAAAAAGAAAAAGAAAAAAAACAAAAUUAAAAAAUGUACCCAUGUGGGUUAUCUAGUUCAAUUUGUUAGUAUAAAUUGUCAUAGCUGGUUUACUUUAAAAAAAAAAGUAAAUACAAUAAAGUAAAAUUGGUUUACCUCAGGAUGGUAUGCAGCAAAAUGGUUGAAGGAUGCAGAAUUUCAAGAUGUAGCCCUAAUGGUGGUUCUUCUGUACUUAAGUGUGCUCCAAACCCCAAUGGUGAUCUCAAACUCUGGAUGGCAUGUCUGUGUUUCUGUUGGUUUAGCAUUGUCUGCAUUGCACUAUAGUGAAAACGGAUGUCAGGCUCUUACCAUUCACACAAAAUUUUUGAAAAGAAACCUUCACCAAGGGAGCAUCUUUGGACUCUCUAUUUUUAAAACCUUCUGUACCAUGACUUGGAGCCGGCAGAGUAGGCUGUGGACUUCAGCACAACUAUCAACAUCGCUGUUCAAGAUAUUACAAUUUAUGUCCAUUCCAAGUUGUAAAUGCUAGUCUUUUUUUUUUCCAAUAAAAGACCAUUAACUUAAAGUGGUGUUUAAAUGCUUUGUAAAGCUGAAAUUUAAAUUGGGACAGGGCAGCUGAGGGCUGGGGGCAUUGGGGGAGGAGGGGAAGUAUUGUGCUGGCAGACCAGUAUGUAUUCAAAUACCCAGACCUCUGGGUUUCCCCCCCCCCUCCAGGUAGUAAGAACUAAUCUCUGAGUCCUAAGAUAUUUAUUAGAGACAAACAUACUGAUCGGCUUUUCUUUUUCCAUAUGAUAAAAAUGUAAGCCGAGUUGGUCUUUUUAUUGUUAACAGUGAUCAUUUCAGAAUGGCCUGAAGAAGAAACAACUCUUCUCUAAAGCAUGUACCUGGGAUUCUUUUAAAACAUGCUGCUGAUAACCUGCUUUAUGUAACUUACUGACACCAUCUAUGGGAAAGGCAUGAUUCACGAUUUAGUAUGGCAAUGUAACUCAAUCCUUGCUGUGUGUCAUAGAAGCAGUAGGCCACUUUUCUAAAUCGAUCUCUUCAUGCCUAAAAGACUACCUUUCACCAUGCAACUUACAAGUAACUUACACAUGCUAUUCACAUAGCGUCUUGUUUGGAUUUCUUCUCUUUUCCUCCCUUCCCCCAAUUCUCCCUUCUCCACAUGUUCUACCUUUCUACUUUAUUUCCAAAUAGAACUGUGCCCUCUGUGUGUAUGCUAGUUCACAGCUUGUAAGUAGAACUCCAGCCUGGAGUGAAUUUUGUGUCUAAUUAUAAACCCUGUAACCAAAACUAUUAGAAAGUGCUGACACCAACCUUUGUGAUGGCAUCAGCUCAUACUAAAAAAAAAGUCACUUUAAACCCAUGUUGCAUUAAGUGGGCCACACUUUGUAGGAAGCUGGAUUUUUCUAUGUGUUAAAUUAGUUCUAUCCAAUUAGUACAUUUAUAGAUUCUGAGUUCCUGAGUAUUUAUUGAGUUUAUUUGUCUGGGGCAUGAUGGGAUGCUGCUAGGGAAAUCUGAGAUUGAGUCUGCUACUUUGCAGCUAACUAAUGUAUGAAGAGGCUGAUCCCUGAGGCAUUUUGCAGCUUUUGCUAAUGUUUCUGCCAGAGGAUGGUUAGGAGCAGUGAGGUGUGGCAAAACUCAGAUCAGUUUUUUGCUUUUGAUGUUUUGGUUUUUUGGUGGCUGAAAAUUAGUGACCAGCUUAAGGUUUGGAGAGACUAUAAGUUUUAGUUGUCCCUGUUAUGUUACUGAACCCAUGAGCAUUAAAUAUCACUGCUUUCUCCAUAACGUGGAGAAAAAUCCAUAUUUGGGCAGGUGAUUAGGCAGGAUUAGACUUCAGAUCCACUUCUAGUGCAGGGGUUUUCCCCACACUGGUAUUGCUACUGGAAUGGCUCUAGCUAGGAAUUUUAAUAACUUGGUAGAUUAUGAUGUUUCUGGACUGUAUGUGUGUGUGUAUGUGUAUAUGGGGGAAGAGAGAGGCAUAAAAUAGCCUGAUUUUUGGCUUAGUCUCUGGUUUUAAACCUGUGAUAAGGCGACUUAAAAAUGCCUCAGUCAAUGACUUCUUGAUGUUUUAACAGAGAUGACUUUAAAAAAAAAAGCAAAUCACAAGCCUUUCCAACUCAUCUUUCUCCACCUAGCCCUUUUCUUAAUGCUAAUGGGGCUUUUUGAUUCAAAUACUAACAGUCUAUCUGAACCGAAUAUCUAGGAAACUUGAUUUUUUAGCUUUAGGGUUCUUUUGAGAAGUUAGCAUCCUGUUCCAGACCCAGGCACCUUCCCCAAAGAAUGUCUACCAAUAAUAAAUGUGCAGAAGUGAAGAAAAAAGCUGGUGAGAAGUAGGCAAAGGUAAGGUCGUCUUUUUCCUUCCUGGUGUUUGGGUAGAGAGAAAAGAACCAAUUUUUUUUUUUGGUCAGGAUCAAGUGUUUGGUGUAAACAGAAACUGGAUAUGGUGAAUGUUUUAGAGUGAGUGUUAGUUGUAAGCUAGUGAUAUUGCUCCUGGAUUUGUUAGCACUUCCCAACUACUUUUGCCCCUAACCCUUCCUGCUUUAUAAAUAUAUGCAUAUAUUUAUAUAUAUAAAGUCACUAGUAUAACUGGCAUCCUGCUUUAGCCUAAGACUCGUCAUAAAACCACUCAGUACUUGGCAAACACUUUCUCAUGGUUUUGUUCUCCAUCUGUUUGGGGGUAGGUGUUGAGAGAGAGGCAAACAUAUCUUGAUGUUUCAGAUGGGUUUUUGAUGCACUAUUGCCAAGGAAGGUUUUUUCUGAUUUUCUGACAAAUGAAUUUUUUGCACACACUUUAAUUGGUGUCUUUCAGCAACCUAAAACAUUGAAAAUUAGCUACUGUACAUAUUUUUAUAUUCUCUUUAUAAAAUGCAUGUUUGGUUGUAUUUGUAAUAAUAUUGUAAUGGCUGUGCAGUAGGCUUAGAGUUGAUGUAUUUUGUGUCAAAGCAGUAGCAAAUGAUCCACUCAACAUACUGGGAAUAUAUUCCUAAUCAAAGAAUGUAAAUCUGGUCAAGCCUGUCUUUAUUCAAUUAUUAUUUUAAAAAUUUGACUUUACUGUGCAGCCCCCAAACGCUUGCUCAUCCUUUGACAGCAAGUUUCCACUAUUUUGUCUUAAUCUGUCCCUUCAGCUAGCAAUUUUUAUCCCCUUGAGAUUGACUUCAGGAGACUACAUGCUUUCUCCCAUAUGUAUCUCUGCAGUGGAAGGUAGUGAAAUGUGUGGAGUAGUGUUUUCCCCUCCCCCAAAUUCAGUAUUAUAUUCAUUAAACACUUCUGUAGCAAAGCUCAUAGUAGUUCUUUUGUUACCAAAGUUGCCCUUCAUGACGGCUUUUUGGAAAAGGUGUUGAAAGUUUCUGUAACAGAUCAAAAUGUGUGGAGGUUUAGCCACCUCUUUGAUGGGGGACCAACUUAUGGAAAUAUUGUAAAUAAGUUUAUUUAUAAACCUGACACUGUAUUCAAUAAACAUUUCUGCAGCCUUUCAUCUCUAA